AUGAGAGGAGCAAAUAAGACCCAGUUUUCAGAAUUCCUUCUCCUGGGAUUCUCAGAGGACCCUGCACUGCAGCCCUUCAUCUUUGGGCUCUUCCUCUCCAUGUACAUGAUCACUGUAAGCGGAAACCUGCUCAUCGUUCUGGUCAUACUCUCUGAGCCCCAACUCCACACACCCAUGUACUUCUUCCUCGUCAACCUGUCCUUGGUGGACAUCUGCUUCACCUCCACCACUGUCCCCAAGAUGCUGGUGAACAUCCAGACACAGAGCCAAAACAUCAGCUAUGCAGGCUGCCUCACACAGAUGUUCUUCUUCAUAUUGCUCUCUGUGUUGGAUGAUGUUCUCUUGGCUGUGAUGGCUUAUGACCGGUUUGUGGCCAUCUGCCACCCCCUCCACUACACAGUCAUCAUGAACCCCUGGUUCUGUGUGCGGUUGGUCCUGAUAUGUUGGAUCAUCAGUGUCCUCCACGCCUUUUUGCAAAGCUUAAUGGUUUUGCGACUGUCCUUCUGCCUGCACAUGGAAAUCCCUCACUUUUUCUGUGAACUGAGUCAGGUGAUCCACAGUGCCUGCUCUGACACUUUUCUUAAUGAUCUUAUGAUUUAUAUUGUGUCAAUGCUGCUGGGUGGAAUUCCCCUGGCCGGGAUCCUGUACUCCUAUUCUAAGAUCGUCUCCUCCAUCCGUGCCAUUUCAUCAGCUGAGGGCAAGAAUAAAGCCUUUUCCACCUGUGCCUCUCACCUCUCUGUCGUCUCCUUAUUCUAUUGCACAGGGUUAGGUGUUUACCUUAGUUCUGCUGUUUCUCAAAACCCAAGUUCAAUUUCGGCAGCCUCGGUGAUGUACACUGUGGUCACCCCCAUGCUGAACCCCUUCAUCUACAGUCUGAGGAAUGCAGACAUCAAGAGGGCUCUGAAAAGAUUUUUGGGUUGGAAAUUAUGUACAGCACAAUGUCUGUGGCUAAAAAUGCACUAA
Molecule: messenger RNA, 963 nt
Organism: Ochotona curzoniae (black-lipped pika)
Lineage: Eukaryota; Metazoa; Chordata; Mammalia; Lagomorpha; Ochotonidae
Product: putative olfactory receptor 7A2
Exons: 1
Coding region: 1-963 (320 amino acids)
Biological process (GO): G protein-coupled receptor signaling pathway
Cellular component (GO): membrane
Molecular function (GO): olfactory receptor activity; G protein-coupled receptor activity
Source: RefSeq, a predicted model, not a curated record